Aphidius gifuensis is the source of this 1528-nucleotide messenger RNA. RefSeq names its product F-box protein SKIP2-like. Bases 87 to 1472 code for a protein of 461 amino acids. NCBI's taxonomy places the organism in Eukaryota, Metazoa, Arthropoda, Insecta, Hymenoptera, Braconidae. The transcript has 4 exons. Gene Ontology annotation, biological process: SCF-dependent proteasomal ubiquitin-dependent protein catabolic process. Gene Ontology annotation, molecular function: protein binding. Gene Ontology annotation, cellular component: SCF ubiquitin ligase complex. The record is from RefSeq and is a predicted model, not a curated record.
AUAGAAGAGUGUAUUAGCUGCAUAGCCUCCUAUUAAACUAAAACUUGGUUAUAUAUAGUGGAUACCAAAUUUUGAUUUUAUCAAAUAUGAAUCAACUCAAACGAUUGCGUAAAUCAGGGUCGAAAAAAAGCUUGGUAAAAAAAUAUAACGUUUCAAGUCAAAUUAUAACACGUUCUUUGAGCAAAAAAAAUAAGAUAUACUCUCACCAUGAUGAUGUUGAUGAUAAUGAUUUAUACGCCAAAGAUUUGAUGAUAUUUGAGCGUGUUAAUGAUGAUUGCCUGGCUGAAAUAUUCAUGCAUGUGCCAGUAUGUGAAAGACCAAAAAUUGCAUUGGUAUGCAAAAAAUGGAAGAGAAUCUUUGAUGGUUCUUGGUUCAAUGUCAAAAAACUUGAACUAACUCAUUGGGAAUAUGACGAGUAUCCACAUUUUUUAAAGAGAAAAUAUCCAAGAAUCAAUGAACAAUUCAAGUUUUUAAAAUCACUGCUCUAUAAAUGUGGUCGUUAUUUAAGAGAAUUAGACAUGUCAGCCUAUGGUCAUUGUAACAUAGUGCUAGUUAUUAAUAAACAUUGUCCAAAUCUCGUAAAACUUCGAAUAAGAAUCAAUAAUAUUGAUAAUGCAAUAUUAGAUAAUGCAUUUUCACAUCUUUCUAAACUGAAAGUAUUGAAAAUUAUAUUUCAUGGUUGUUUUCAUGAAUUACAUCCACCAGUACCUAAAACUUUAAUUAAUUCAUUGUUAAACGUUGCUGAUACAUUGACUGAUCUCAAUAUUUCAAAUUGGCCUGCAGUCCUUCUUGAAACGGCUCGUUUUCCCGAAGAAAUGACUAGUGUGAUUUCUCAACUAAAAGCCUUAAGAAAAUUUGGAAUUGCUGGUAUAGACUGUCCCAAAAGUUUAUGCAACUAUUUGAAGAAUUCUAAAACAAUAAAAAGCAAUAGUGACCACGCUUGUUACAUUAAAAUUAAAAUUGAUGUUAGGGAGAGCAUUGAAAGAAUCGAGGAAUUAGAUAUCCUUGGUUUGCAAAUUUCCGAUGAUGGUAUAUACGCUAUUGCUAAUACUAUGAAACAAUUACACACACUAGCUGUAUCAUGUUUAUUGCUAACCGAUACUGCUAUCGUUACAUGUUCAAAGAUGAAUAAUUUAAAAUUUCUUCAUCUUGACGGCUUUAAUAAUGUCACUGACUCCUCAAUUAAAUUGCUCAAAAAUUUAACACAUUUAAAGUUACCAUUCAGCAAUAAAAUUACUGAUGAAUCAGCCAUUAAAGUUCUUGAAAAUUCACCAGACAUGUUUUUUUAUUGCGUUAGAGAAACAGAUAUAACUUAUAAAUUUAUCGAAAAAGCAGCAGAAAUAUCAAGAAAUCGUGAAAAUGAAUUGAUAGUACUUACUACACUAGACCCUGAUUUAUCUAACACACAAUUAAAAAAUGAAUAUUUAACAGUUCAUUAUGUUAAAAACUUGGUACAAAAAAAUGAAAAUUAGUUGAUACAUAUAUGUAUACGAGAUUGAUAGAAAAUUUUACCAAUAUAGUAUAUAGG